Molecule: messenger RNA, 1048 nt
Organism: Acipenser ruthenus (sterlet)
Lineage: Eukaryota; Metazoa; Chordata; Actinopteri; Acipenseriformes; Acipenseridae
Gene: srp9
Product: signal recognition particle 9
Exons: 3
Coding region: 137-397 (86 amino acids)
Biological process (GO): SRP-dependent cotranslational protein targeting to membrane; negative regulation of translational elongation
Cellular component (GO): signal recognition particle, endoplasmic reticulum targeting
Molecular function (GO): 7S RNA binding
Source: RefSeq, a predicted model, not a curated record
AAACGACUGUAUGUUAAACUUCCGUCCAUCUUUCUUUCUCUAUUGCUGAUGUGUUAUUAGAGUAGAGAUUUGGUUUGGGUGUAUUGGUGUUUGCUGGUCGUUGUUAUUUAUUUUAGUUGUAAAUCCGUGUUGCAGCAUGCCUUUCUAUCAGACUUGGGAGGAGUUUGCGAGAGCUGCCGAGAAACUUUAUUUAACAGAUCCUAUGAAGGUUCGAGUUGUUCUCAAGUAUCGGCACUGUGACGGGAACCUGUGUAUGAAAGUCACUGAUGAUGCAGUGUGUUUGCAGUACAAGACAGAUCAGGCCCAGGAUGUCAAGAAAAUUGAGAAGUUCCAUGGCCAGCUGAUGAGACUUAUGGUAUCGAAGGAAUCACGCAGUGUUUCCAUGGAAACAGACUGAUCUGUCAAUUUUGUUUGCAAAUACAAUUUGGACAGUGUUGUCAUCUGACACAAAAUUGGAAGACUGAACAGGAGAGACUUUGAUAUGGGGGGUUGGGAGGGUAAAUUAAAUGUUGGUUGGUAGAGAGAGUGAUGGGGAAAAAAAAAGGAAGUCCUGAGGAUAAUUCUGGCAUCUAGGCAAAUUCUUGCAGGAAUACCUGUAUUUAUGUAUGUGGAUGUAAAGGUUUGGAACAAAAUGGUUCUUUUGCAGAGUGCUGUCUGGCCUGUUAAUAUGAUGAGCUGUUAAUAAAUGUUCAGGUAUUUGGGAUAAUAAGAUUUUUUGAAGGUUGUCCAAACGAAGGACCCUCGUUUUUGUUAUAAUCGGUCCACAAUCAAGUUUCGCUUUGUAUUUUGGGUUCUUCAGAGCCCCUUUCCAGGCACUUGCAUGCCUAUAAGUAUAUUGUAUUUUAAUUACAAUUUGUUAAUUCAAGAUUAACUUCCUUUAAAAGUAAUUUUUUAAAAAGGUACAUGGGUUUAAUUUCUGUAAAAAUAUUUUAGUUUAAAGGUAACAUUUUGUUGUGGAUGUGUUAAGUUUAAGUUUUCACUUUCACUCUUUGGAACUUCUGUAUUCAUAUAUAUUAAACAAAAUUGAAACAUGUACAUGGUACAUUUA